AUGUGGCUGCUCCCGGUUCUGUUCCUUCUCGUCGUCCAAGGCCACUUCUCCACCUGCCAGGAGAGUAUGGUGAGAGGCACAGCAAUUGGUACAUUGACCAUGUCCUGUGAGUAUAGCCCAGGAUGGGAAUUCUACAAGAAAUGGUUGUGUCGCGGAAAGAACUGGAGUUCCUGCAAAAUCCUUGUUAAAACCACUGGGUCAGAGCAACUGGUGAAGAAGGGCCGAGUGUCCAUCCAGGACAAUCACAGCCGACACAUGUUCACCGUGACCUUGGAGGAUCUCUGGUAUGACGACGAAGACACCUACUGGUGUGGGAUUGAGCAGACCGGCACUGACAUAGGAUUCAAAUUUUCCGUGAUUGUCGACCCAGCCCCUGAUCCAACAGACUCUCCCAAGCCUGUAGCAAGAACACCAGCCGGUCGAGCUUCCUCUCCUCCUUUUACCCAGGGCAUCAACAGCAGCCAGCCUAUUGUUCUGAUCAACCCCCACAGCAGGUCAGGGGCCCUGGCCAUCAAUGGAGCAGCAGAGAAUCUUCCUGUGUGGAUCCUCCUGGCACCUCCUCUCCUUGCAACCCUGGAGUGGCUCUGCCAAGGAUAA
Messenger RNA from Lynx canadensis (Canada lynx), 597 nucleotides. RefSeq names its product CMRF35-like molecule 5. Gene Ontology annotation, molecular function: transmembrane signaling receptor activity. NCBI's taxonomy places the organism in Eukaryota, Metazoa, Chordata, Mammalia, Carnivora, Felidae. Bases 1 to 597 code for a protein of 198 amino acids. Gene Ontology annotation, cellular component: plasma membrane. The transcript has 4 exons. The record is from RefSeq and is a predicted model, not a curated record.